This is a messenger RNA of Thecamonas trahens ATCC 50062, 987 nucleotides long. RefSeq lists its product as uncharacterized. The record is from RefSeq and is a predicted model, not a curated record. The transcript has 3 exons. The coding region runs from base 1 to 987 and encodes 328 amino acids. Lineage: Eukaryota; Apusomonadida; Apusomonadidae.
AUGUCUGGAAAGGACGCGUUUGCGCGGAGGCGUGCUGCCCGUGAGAAGCGCGAGGCAGCGGCAAGGUCGGCGGCAAGCGACAAGAAGGAGAAGGCCAAGCUGCGAGCCCAGCUGAGGGCCGAGCGCAAGGCUGCCCGCCAGGCCAAAGCCAACGGUACUGGAGGAGGCGCAGGUAGUGCGGGCAGCAAAGGCUCGGCUCCAAAGCGGUCGGUGGCUGGCAAGCGGUCAGCGGUGGCCGAGUUCUUUUCCGAUGAGGACGACGACGACGAGGAAGAGGAGGUCAACGCCGACGACGAUGAUGCUGGGACGGGACAGCCUGACACCACAUUUGGCUCGACGGAGGCAGAGACGUCUGCGGAUAGCGCGGCGCUACUGAUGGGCGCGACAACGACGGCGACGGCGGCGGAUCUGUUUGCGUCGCCGCCGCCGUCGGCGCCCAGCUCGCCGGCGGCAGCAGCUACCGGCGGCGGCGGGCGGAUGUCGCGGCGAUCGGCGACGCUGGGCCCUGGCGAUGCCAGUGUGAGCUUGGGUGGCGACGGCGGUGGGAGCGGGCAGAACAAGGCGACGGUGGCGCUGCUGAGGCGGUCGCACGAGACGCUGAAAGAGAUGACCCGCAAGUCGCAUUCUGCACUCAAGACGACAAUCAAGACGGUGUAUGAGACGCUGCAGCGCGAGAUGCAGUCUGCACUGGCGGUGCAAGCCCAGUCGUUCUCAACACUGCUUGAAACGCAGCGUGCCGCCAACGAGGCGCGCUUCGCGCAGCUCUACGAACAGAACCAGCAGCUCCGCAACGCCAUCCACACGCUCAAGCGCAAGCUGCAGAACGGCUCCAUCACUGUCGGUCGCGCCCUUGUCCUUCAAGCCCGCGACAACACCCACUGGAUCGUCGAGCGCUCGGUCCACUCGGACGAGACCUGGGCGUGGGCGGGACCGACGACAUCGCGCUGGCCCACCCGCGGCCGGUCGCGCGCCACAUCGGUGGUGUAA